This is a messenger RNA of Fusarium verticillioides 7600, 4140 nucleotides long. RefSeq lists its product as hypothetical. The record is from RefSeq and is a predicted model, not a curated record. NCBI's taxonomy places the organism in Eukaryota, Fungi, Ascomycota, Sordariomycetes, Hypocreales, Nectriaceae. Gene Ontology annotation, cellular component: chromatin; nucleus. Gene Ontology annotation, biological process: chromatin remodeling; regulation of DNA-templated transcription. The transcript is spliced from 2 exons. The coding region runs from base 918 to 3560 and encodes 880 amino acids.
CCGCCUUCCCCCAAUCAAAUCAAUCAAUAUUGAUUGACCUUUAUAGGUACAAUCACUCUUUCAAUCGCAUUUAUUCAACUUUCACACCAUAAUCAAUAAUAGGUUUUGUGAUUCGAGAGUCUUCUCUGAAUUGCUUAAACUGUUUCGCCUUUUGAUUAGUCAUUUUUUUAUUUCUCCAAUUUCUGGCCUUCUUUCUUCUCUUUUCAGUUUUACGUACUCUACCUUGUAUUGUACUUAUUGCUUACUGCUCCGCUGCGCUACACUGCACUGCACUUGCGCUGCACCCUCACGCGCAAAAAAAAAGACCCCGUCGCGAAAUCAGCUAUUCGAUUUCCAUUGUCAGCGUCAUUGCUUCGGCUUUACUCCUCUUUUCCCUCCCACCUCGACCUACCUUGCUCUUGCCUCUCACAGGCUACGAGCUAUUGCCAUCGACUCCGCCUACCUGCACCUACCUUUUUGCCGCUAGGCUGCCAGAAUUCAGAGGAGCCACCAAUAUAAGAUCGCGACCCCCCGCCUUCUAAUCCAAUUUCGCAACUGCGCGACGCGCCUCCAUUCCUACGUAUCCACUUCUCAAUCUCCAUCGCGCAUCAACACCACGUCGACUCGCGAUAAUCCUCGAAUCAUCGUUUUCACGUGCGCAUCGUUAUUUCAUGUCGCGACGAGUCAACUAAGCUAGACCUGUAUUGACGCGCCUUAUAUCGCGAACAGCCAUUAUGGCUUCACCAAACCCCGAUGCGACCGCUCCCACAAACGAGAAUACGUCGCGCGAUGCCACAGUAGAAAAGGAGCAAAAGUCCGAAGUCAACGGGUAAGUUGCCCCUCAACUCUGAUGGCGCGCUUUUUGCCUGUGCCGUCGCGCGCCAUAAGGCUGUGAUGCAUGGCGCAAACGCGCACAUCGUUUCUCAGCACUCUCUGACAUGUUGAUUAGGCAUGCGACACCUGAAAAGCCAAAGGACACACCUGAAUCUGCGCCUGUCAAUGGUAACAAAGCGGACGAUCAUCCCGUCGAGAAUGGUGUCAACAAGGACGUAGAGAUGACAGAGGCGAGCGAUGAGAAGAAGCCCUCUCAAGAGCCUUCGGCGGACGAAAAGAACGAUCAGAAGACCGAAGGUGAUGAUCAGACGAAAGAGACUGGUGAUGCCAAACCUGUGGAGGAGCCCAAGGCUACGGAGGAGGAUGUCGAUAUGACCGAUGCUGUGCCUGCAGAAAAGCCCAGAGAUGAGAAACCAGCUGAAGAUGCGACCGCAAAAGAGUCCAAGGACGUCGAUAUGGCAGACAAGCCUGUAGAUACCCCUGAAAAGGCUGAUGGAACAGACGACAAGGUACCCGCUUCUUCCAACGAGGCCGCGGCUCCCUCCUCAGAAGCCGAAGUCCAACCUACCAGCCUAUCUCAGUUGGCUAUCGAUACCAAGGAAGAGGAUGCCCCUAAACCUUCCACCGAGGUCUCAAUGCAGGAUGCCCCCGUUGGUGACACUUCCGUUAGCUCGAAGGUAGCCCGCGAACGUGAGGAUGAUGCCACAGAAGAGCCUGCACCAAAGCGAGCCAAGACCGAGCCCAAAUCUGAAGAACCCGCCGACGUUACCUCCACUGUCCCCAAGACUGAACCGGACUCUGCUGAGUCUGCCCCCGAGAAGGAGGUCUCUCGCUUCGCUGGUCUUACCAGGUGGAAUGAGGCCGAUUUCAAGAACCAAACGCUCACCCCUUUUCAGCGACGCGAGUUCCGCAAAGUGCUAGGGCGUGUGAAGAAGACAAAGGCUGGUGGCCAUUUCAAGGAUUCAGUCCCCAAGAUGUGGCCUCAACUCGCUGAGAGUUACUUGGCCAAGAUCGAGAAACCUAUGGACCUUUCCGAGAUCGACCGGACCCUUCGUGAUAUUAAUGGUGCUUAUGUUACGGUUGGUGAUUUUCAGGAUGCCCUGGUUCUCAUGUACGACAACACCCGUAACUUCAAUGGAACCCUCCAUGAGGUUACUGGUGCUGCGUUCAAUGCCAUUCGAAGCAUCUGGGAAGAAGUUGCCACCAUUCCACAAGAAGAGGCAGUCAAGCCCAAGCAGGUCCCCAAGCCCAAACCUCCCCGUGAGUCGCGUAUCAGCUCUCUCGGCGAUUCUAUGGCUCGCAAGCCAUCCGUUGGACCUGGCGCUAGUCCCGCCGCCGAAAGCGUGUCAUCAAAGCCGCGGCUUGGAUCUCAAGAAGCCAAUACUGCUGCUACCGAACUGCGCCGUGCCUCAUCUGCCACCGAGGGCGAUCGUCCCAAACGAACCGUCCGUGCUCCCAAAUCAAAGGAUAUUGACUAUACCACGAAGCCUUCGCGAAAGAAGCUUAAGCCUGAGCUGCAAUUCUCUGAAGAGGUAUUGAACGAUUUGAUGUCCCCCAAGAACCACGCCAUCAACAACUGGUUCAUGGAACCAGUUGAUGCUGAAGGACUUAACAUUCCCCAUUACUACUCCAUUAUCAAGAAGCCCAUGGAUCUGGGAAAGGUGGCUCGUAUGCUCAAGAGUGGCGACAUCAACAACCUCAAGGACUUUGACAAGAAUGUGCGGCUGAUAUUUUCCAAUUGUUAUACCUUCAACGGUAGUGUUGACCAAGGUAAUACUGUGUCGUAUGUAGCUUCCCAAUUGGAGGACUACUACAACAAUUUGAUGAAGGACAAGGACAGCUGGUUAGCCAGACACGCCAAGGCACAUGCUCCUGCUGCUUCCCACGGUAGCGACGAGGAAGACGAGGAUGAGGAGGCCGAUGGCGAUGGCGAUGGCGAUGAGAUACCAGCUCCUCCAACUGCGGACCACAGUAAGGAAGUGCGGGACCUGGAGAAGAAGCUGAGGGAGGAAAGUGAGAAGCUGACCGAGCUUCUGUGUGGGGACUCGCCUAAUGAGAGUAUGGUCGCAAUGCAGAAGAGCAUCGUUAACCUCGUACAAGAAAGUCUUCUGAAGGCGAAACAGACUCUCAGUGCGCACCGCUCAAAGCAUCCUGAGAAGCCUUCUAAGAAGGCCAGUAAGCCGAGCAAGCCUAAGCCUAGUGGAUCUGCCCCCCGCAAACCCAGCGGAAGUGUGGCAAAUGCAAAGAAGCCUAGCGGCACCAAGAAGGCCGUGAAGAAGACUCUCACCGCGGCAGACAAGGACGCCAUCGCUUCUGCUAUCAAUGAUCUUGAUGGUGCACAACUUGACCGCGCUAUCGAUAUCAUCAAGCGUGACACUGGCCAAAAUGAGAAUACCGACGGAGAGCUUGAGCUAGAUAUUGAUCAGCUGAGCAAUGAAGCUCUGCUCAAACUCUGGGAACUCUGUAAGAAAGUAUUGCCUGGGUUCGGGAAGGACACCAACGUGCCAUCUUCUCCAGAAGUGAGCCGGGCAGCGCCGCCUAAGCAUACGAAGGCAUCAUCGACAUCGGCGAAGCCCAAAAAGAACAAGCCCAUGAGUGCCCGUGAACAGGAGGAGCGAAUUGCGCAGCUUCGUGAUCUCAGCAACCUGUACAGGCCGGGUCAGGAGCCUGGCGAGAAUCAACCUGUGUUGCAGGCUCCCACACCUACGGCCGAGUCCAGUGACGAAUCGGACUCGGAGGAAGAGUAGAGGUGGCGUCGGGCUGAAAGAUGGAUUGUAUGAGUUGUAUGACUUCUUGGGAGCUUGGAUGUUUCGUCGACCGGAGAGCAUCAGCCACCAUUAUACCCAGCCGCAUGGCUACACCAGGUGUCGUGCUUGCUCAAAGGGCGACGCGGUGUGCAUGAACAAUACUCGAGCAUGCCGCCUCGGAUGAGGCAGACAUAACCAGGCCUGAUGAAUCAAUAAUGAAGACGUCGUCAUAGUUCUUAGCGAACAUGGACAUUUGGGAUCAACAGGGAGUACCUGGCGCACAGAGACUUAGGGUGAUAUGAUAAUAGCUGGCUUUCUUGUGCGGGAAAGCAACGAUGUGGCUUGCUAGGGAUUCGUGGGGGCAAGACCAUUCAUAGUUUUGGGGAGAUACCCUGACUGGGGAGGAUCGAUAACGCAUGGUUGCUUGGUACUAUGCGCCAAGGUAAAGUUGGAUGGCAGCGGGCAUCUGAGCCGCUUGUCGGUGGUUUGUGGCUUUAGAUGUAACCAUAGCAAUAAGAAACUUUGUUAUCCCAUUUUGUCGCGUACUGUGAUGUACAUGUUUGAACAGAUAUGAUUGAUU